This is a messenger RNA of Truncatella angustata, 4461 nucleotides long. RefSeq lists its product as uncharacterized. The transcript has 6 exons. NCBI's taxonomy places the organism in Eukaryota, Fungi, Ascomycota, Sordariomycetes, Amphisphaeriales, Sporocadaceae. The record is from RefSeq and is a predicted model, not a curated record. The coding region runs from base 1 to 4461 and encodes 1486 amino acids.
AUGGCGCUCAUCACUACGGUGCUCAUUCUUUUCAAAGCAAGGCUCGCGAAACCCGUCCACAUUCGACCCAAACGACAUGUGGCCCUCCGCGUUCAAGACAUACCGACAGCGAAAAGCCGUGAGGUUUUGCGAAACGACCUUGCCGAGAUCGCUGCGACAGACUCAAUCCUGGAUGAAGCUGUUAAGACUAUCAACCGCAUCUCACUAGUACCAGUGAGCAAGCAAUGGGCUUGCGCCACAGCGUCCUUCUGCACUUCUCUUUCGGAUACUGAGCUAGUCGAACGCUUCUCUCGAGCUACUAAAGGAAGACCCAUCGAGUAUAAAUACGACUGCACUUUCUAUGGCAUAACACCUCUCUACGACGACGAGGCUGGCGCCAAGAUAGACAUACUCGCCGUCCCAGGUCUCGCUAGCCACGCGGUCGGCUCGUGGAAGGCGCCGGGCGGGAACGAUGUGUGGCUCCGAGACUUUCUUCCCGACGACGUUGGUGGCAUUCGUGUUCUCUUAUAUGGCUACGAUACAGAUCUUCGCAAAACCAAUUCCAGGAAAUCAAUCGAAGAUAUGGGGAAGAUGCUUCUCGAGUCGGUCACUGCUUUUCGGGCAGAGCUUCAGGCUCUCAUUCAUGCAAGCAAGCGUACCCGUUAUGAUUUGUCUACAACAUGUUGUGGUCUGCUCUUUUUUGGUGUUCCAAACCACGGACUGAGGAAUGAACAGCUGCACAGCCUUGUCCAAGGUCAACCCAACGAAGCAUUAAUAAGAGAUCUCUUGGUCGAUCGCGAUACAGAGCCAUCCACUUUUUUGAAGAGAGUUUCCAGUCAAUUCGCAGAAUGCUGCAAGGGUCAAUAUCCUGUCAUAUCAUUCUACGAACUACAGCAUAGUCCGGUUGUGGAGAAACACCCUGACGGCAGUUUGACCAAGUCUGGUGACAAAGUUCUGAUGGUCACGGAGAAGUCGGCCACCAGCACUGGCAUCACAGCGGUGGCCGACGAAGACAACAUCCCUUUCGAUACAGAUCAUUCCGGCUUGGUAAAAUUCAGCGCCAGAAGCCAGGAGUCAUAUCAGAUUGUCAAGGACAAAAUCAAGAACCUCGCCACGGAAGGAGUCGCGUAUGUCUCUCAAAGAUCUGCAGACAACUUGUCUGAUAAGUCAAAACAAAGAUGGAGAAACCUCAAUAAUCCGCCUUAUGACUCCUUCAGGAAUUCCUCAAAGCUGGCCAAGCCCGAGCCAGGCACCCUUGAAUGGCUCAUUGAUGAGGACGACGUGAAUCUGGCUGAUACUGACGCCAAUGUCAUGACUCUUCGGUCAAGUGAUUUUAUCUCGUGGCGGGACUCGGACGAGACUCAGCGUCUUUUGAUCACGGGAAAUCCUGGGCAAGGCAAAUCGGUGCUCUCAAACUUCAUCGUAACAAACCUCGAGCGAAAUAAUUUUACCAACUCCAAGGUGAUAUACUAUUUCUGCAAUAUCAAGAUUGAUGAAGCACAGCGCAACGCCCGCGCUGUGCUCAGAUCUCUAAUUGUGCAGCUUUGCGAGACACGGCAAGAAUUAUUUCAAAUUUUGCCUUCUGAUCUUGCAGAUAAUAGUGACCGCUUUUUCACAGCAUCAAUCGAUAGACUGCUUCACAUCUUCGAGCAGAUGCUUGAGAUUAAUAGUUACGAUCAAGUAUACUGCGUCAUAGACGGCCUCGAUGUCUACGACGACGGAAUGGACGAACUUAUAGUAGCGCUGUCAAGGAUUUUCAUUUCUCCAGGUGCUAAAGCACCUCUCACGAAGCUGAUAUGUACAAGUCGGCCUGGGGGCUUGGUGCAUGACGCAUGGGGGCAGUCACAAUGCAGAAUCCUUCGGUGCAACGCAAAAGAUCUGAAACUAUUCAUCGAAUCACGAGUUACAUCAUUAGGUCCGCAAUUUACUGAUGAUAUGAAAGCGAGCCUCAAAGUUCAACUCUUCGAACAUGCUAAGCAGACCUUUCUAUGGAUCGACGUGGUAGUUAGGAGAACCCGCGCGAUCCGCAUUCCAUCGCUAGCACGUAUAAAGGAGACCAUUGCCAAGAGCUCUGCCGACCUCGAAGCGCUAUAUGCUCAGUUAGUUCAUGAUAUAAUACAGCUUGAUCAGCUAUAUGCCCGGAUUCUGGUUUGGGCGAUAUACGCGAGACGUCCCCUCUAUUAUACUGAACUUGCUGACGCCGCAGCUAUUGAACCCAACGUUGGAUAUACGAGCUAUGCACAAUACCUAGAACAUCGUCCAAACCUUACGCCCAAUCUGAUUUAUCGGACUUUGGGCACCUUACUAGAUGUCCUCGACGAUAAGGUAUAUCCAAUACACCAGUCAAUUAAAGAUUUCUUUGAGACGAAAAAGCCCUUAGGUGGUUAUUUUGGGAGCAUCGAAGCUCGUCUUUGGCCAGCAUAUGUCUCGAUGACAUACUUGCGUUGCGUGGGUCCUCGGACUAGAUCGGCAGAUUCACAUUCCUUCUUCCAAUACGGGUCUGUGUUCUGGUUUUCCCAUAUCGCCUCCGCGAAUGAUAUUUAUGAUAAUCCAGAUAUUAAAUGUCAAUUAUCACAGGUUCUUGAUAUAACUUGCUGGAAAGCGCAGGCAUGGAUGAACUAUCUCUGGUCAGAACGAGGCCAGGUAGUACCAGAAUCGAUAAGUCAAAUCGCUGUCGAUCUUGAUAUCGGCUGGCUGGCUGAAGUGCUUCUAGACAGAAAGAUCGAUCUCUUAGUAGGCAACUUCAGCAAAGACAGCUUCAUAAGCAGUGCAGGGCGGAACGGUGCGGUGUUGAGAGUACUGCUGGGGCAUAAUCAGGCGAGGCAUAUUAUGCUGCCAGAACAAUUAGUUCCUAUUAUAUUUGGGAAGUUUGGGAGAAAUGUUGUCCAUCUUCUGCUGGAGCAUAGGGGAAACGAGACAACAAUCACGGAAGAGGUGGUUAAGGCAGCAGCGGGGAAUGAGUGGAAUGGAAAAGAGGUGAUGGCUCUCCUUUUGGCAAAGAGGCCUGACGACGUCGUGAUUACAGAAGGGGUGGUUAAGGCAGCAGUGGGGAAUGGGCUGAAUGGAAAAAAGGUGAUGGCUCUCCUUUUAGAAAAGAGGCCUGACGACGUCGUGAUCACGGAAAAGGUGGUUAAGGCAGCAGCGGGGAAUGUGUGGAAUGGAAAAGAGGUAAUGGCUCUCCUUUUGGAAAAGAGGCCUGACGACGUCGUGAUUACAGAAGGGGUGGUUAAGGCAGCAGUGGGGAAUGGGCUGAAUGGAAAAAAGGUGAUGGCUCUCCUUUUGGAAAAGAGGCCUGACGACGUCGUGAUUACAGAAGAGGUGGUUAGGGCAGCAGCGGGGAAUGAGUGGAAUGGAAAAGAGGUGAUGGCUCUUCUUUUGGAAAGGAGGCCUAACGACGUCGUGAUCACGGAAAAGGUGGUCAAAGCGGCAGUGGGGAAUUGUAUUGGAGUGAUGGCUCUCCUUUUAGAAAAGAGGUCUAACGACGUCGUGGUAGUCACGAAAGACAUAGUCAAGGCGGCAGCGGGGAAUGUGUGGAAUGGAAAGAAGGUGAUGGCUCUCCUUUUGGAAAAAAAGCCUGAUAACGUUGUAAUUACGGAAGAGGUGGUUUUUAUAAUCGCUCAAAGGUUUGACAUUUUAAUUAUGGCUCUCCUUUUAGAAAAGAGGCCAGACGUCAUGAUCACCGAAGAGGUAGUCAAAGCGGCAGCGGGAAGUUAUAUUGGAGACAAGGUAAUGGCUCUCUUUUUGGAAAAAAGGCCUGAUAACGUCGUAAUUACGGAAGAGGUGGUUUCUAUAAUCGCUCAAAGGUUUGACAUUUUAAUUAUGGCUCUCCUUUUAGAAAAGAGGCCAGACGUCAUAAUCACGGAAAAGGUGGUCAAAGCGGCAGCGGGGAGUUAUAAUGGAGACAAGGUGAUGGCUCUCCUUUUAGAAAAGAGGUCUAACGACGUCGUGGUCACGAAAGACAUAGUCAAGGCGGCAGCGGGGAAUGUGUGGAAUGGAAAGAAGGUGAUGGCUCUCCUUUUGGAAGAGAGGCCUGACGACGUCGUGAUUACAGAAGAGGUGGUUAGGGCAGCAGCGGGGAAUGAGUGGAAUGGAAAAGAGGUGAUGGCUCUCCUUUUGGAAAAGAGGCCUGACGACGUCGUGAUUACAGAAGAGGUGGUUAGGGCAGCAGCGGGGAAUGAGCGGAAUGGAAAAGAGGCAAUGGCUCUCCUUUUGGGAAAGAGGCCCGACGACGUCGUGAUUACAGAAGAGGUGGUUAAGGCAGCAGCGGGGAAUGAGUGGAAUGGAAAAGAGGUGAUGGCUCUCCUUUUAGAAAAGAGGCCCGAUGACGUCGUGAUUACAGAAGAGGUGGUUAAGGCAGCAGCGGGGAUUGAGCGGAAUAGAAAAGAGGUGAUGGCUCUCCUUUUAGAAAAGAGGCCUAACGACGUCGUAAUCACAGAAGAGGUGGUUAAGGCAGAGCGGGGAAUUGGAAUGGGGGGGAGGUAA